Cinclus cinclus is the source of this 2515-nucleotide messenger RNA. RefSeq names its product spermatogenesis associated serine rich 2 like (gene SPATS2L). The record is from RefSeq and is a predicted model, not a curated record. Lineage: Eukaryota; Metazoa; Chordata; Aves; Passeriformes; Cinclidae. Bases 16 to 1683 code for a protein of 555 amino acids. Gene Ontology annotation, molecular function: protein binding. The transcript is spliced from 11 exons. Gene Ontology annotation, cellular component: cytoplasm.
CUCCUCUGAACAGAGAUGGCAGAAAUCAAUUCUCCUGUAAAUAUCAAGGAGAAGAUCAAUGCAAUCCGAUCAAUUGUUCCGAACAAAAGCAAUAAUGAGAUAGUACUGGUGUUGCAGCAAUUUGAUAACAAUGUAGACAAGGCUGUUCAAGCUUUCAUGGAUGGCAGCGCAGCUCAGGUUUUAAAGGAAUGGAAUAUGACAGGGAAAAAGAAGAACAAUAGGAGAAAAAGAAGCAAAUCUAAACAGCACCAAGGCAAUAAAGAUCCUAAAAGCAAGAAUAGUGAUCCUGAGAAGGCAUCUCAAGAGCCUCAGCGAAUAAAUGACUGUCAUAUGGAUGUCACAGGAUGCCCUAAGGACAACUCUGGCCGUGGUUCUGCCAAUCAGAAGCUGGAAACCACUCCUCUUGAGAACAAAGGCUCUGGAUUUGUAGGGUCAGCACUGGACUGUCCUGAAAUCAAAGACAGAGAACGAGAACGCCAGAGAGUUUCUGUGGAAUUAAACCCAAAGACUGUGAAUGGAGUAGAACAGCAUGAGCCCCUUCAGUCAUCAGUUCAACUCCAGUGUAACCUAGGCAGGCCAAAGUCAAAAUCUUCCUCAGUUAAAUCACCCAAUGCGUCAACCCAACUUGAAACAAAGACAGAUGAUUCAGUCAAAAAAAGAGGGCCAAACAUUGAAAAGUCAGUAAAAGACUUGCAGCGUUGCACUGUUUCUCUAACCAGAUACCGUGUGAUGAUCAAAGAGGAAGUGGAUAAUUCAGUGAAGAAGAUCAAAGCUGCUUUUGCAGAAUUACACAGCUGCAUCGUAGACAAAGAAGUGUCAUUAAUGGCAGAAAUUGAUAAAGUUAAAGAAGAAGCCAUGGAAAUCCUGACUGCUCGUCAGAAGAAAGCAGAGGAGCUGAAGAGACUGGCAGACCUAGCCAGUCAGAUGGCUGAAGCACAACUCUCUGAACUCAGGGCUGAAAUUAAGCACUUUGUGAGUGAACGGAAAUAUGAUGAAGAGCUGGGCAGGUCUGCCCGAUUUUCCUGUGAUACAGAGCAGCUCAAGACCCAGAUUCAGCAAUGUGGAGAAAUUUCUCACCCAAAGAACAACUAUUCCUCCAGAACACCGUGUAGUUUAGUGCUGUCUUCAAUGACCUCGCAUGCAACAACUAGCAAGCAAAAUAUGCACAAUCGAAAGUCCUCUAGUAAUGCCAAGAACUCUGAUAAUAAAACAGCCAGCAGUAAAGUACAAAGUUAUCCUUCCAAUCCUACAGAAUCUUCUUCUCAAGGAGUCCCCACAAAUAAGCAGAAUGGGCCUUCUAGCCAGAGACGAAGAUUCAACCCACAGCACCAAAAUGCGCGGCUCAAUGGAUCUCACAAGUCACAAGGUGCCAGUAAUGAGGCAGAUCAAAAUACAAAGAGUGGUUCCAGGUCUGAGCACAGAAGACAGCAACAUAACAGCUUUCGAUCUAAAAAUAAAGGAGCUAUGAAAAAUCAAGAGCAGUCUACAACUGCAAGGACCACAGAGAAUCCGGCGCAUUCGGAGAAGUCCCGACGGAAGCAUCACACGCCAGACACGGCAGAGCACAGGCCUUUCCAAAGCAGCGUUGGCAGGGUGUCACAAUGCAAUUUAUGUCCUGCAAGGAUGGAGGUCUCUGCUGAUGCCACUGUUCUUUCAGUGCCAGCUGUGACUUUGGUUGCUUAAAAUGUCACAGUGAUGGCAGGCAGAGAAAUUCAAUCUCUUCAUUUUAGUUUAUUGCUUGAAAAGCUUGUUGGUGAAGAAAGUAAGUCAGAACGUAGUCUUUUAAAUCUUUUGCUGCUCAAACUUGUUGGUAUCUUUAUUACUUACUAAUUACCAAAAUUAAAUCAUACUUUCAAGUCUUUCCCCAAUAUGUUCACAUUUAUUUUGUCAUGACUGUACGGAAUCUUACCAAAGCAGCAUUUACUUCUUAGAAAAAUGAAAUCUAGGUUGGAAAGAUAAAUUGAUAAUUAAAUUCAUAAUAGCAAAAAACCUGUUGUAGAUAUGUGGUUUUACCAGUCAACAUUGUUAUUUCAUAGAACAGCCUGUGUUAGAAGGAUCCCAGGAAGUUUGUAUGCUGUGGUCUGCAAUGAAAUCAAAUAAUCUUGUAGAAUUUUUCAGCAAAUCUCUAUACACCUCUUUCUUUCUGUGCGUGUAUACACGUACAUGCAUGCACACUGUAUACACAGAGAGUAUUGUUCUAGAUGAGAAGAGUUGAAAAAGCAAUUUGUUUGAUUUUAGCUUAUUAUUCCAUAAUCUGAGAUCUUUAAAUUCAAGUAUAAAUUGUAUUAAAUGUAUUACAUAUUGGUAUUUUUCAUGGACAGACUAUUUUUAUGAGGCUGAGGAAAUAUGCUCAUUUAAGUUUGGAAUGUAUAUAGUAAUGGCUAUUGAGAUGCACAGCCCUGUUCUCCAUCCUUAUCAGCCACUUUUCUAUGACUAGUUGGAUUUAUUUUUUGCAUAUGAAAAGUUGCAGCUCUUCUAGACUUGAAUUCAAAUUAUUUUUCUAUAUUUUUGCUGU